CAUACAUUUAGUUUUGAAGAGUUAGAUGAGCAUAAUUAUCAAAAUGAAUAACCAUUAUGUUUCAAAUGCAGGUUUUACCAGUCAUGAAUAGAAAAGCUGUUGCGGCUAUUGGUAUUGACCUUGGAACAACAUAUUCUUGUGUGGGUGUUUGGCAAAAUGACCAAGUUGAGAUCAUAUCCAAUGAUCAAGGAAAUAGGACAAUGCCAUCUUGUGUUGCUUUCACGAAUUGCGGACGCCUAAUAGGUGAAGGUGCUAAGAACCAGACUGCUAUGAACCCUACCAACACCAUUUAUGAUGCAAAAAGAUUGAUUGGAAGGAGAUUCAAUGAUGCGAAACUUCAGGAGGACAUUAAGUUAUGGCCUUUCAAAGUCAUAAAAGGAACUAGCAACAUUCCGAAGAUUGUAGUUUCAUACAAUGGUGAAGAGAAGGAGUUUUCUGCAGAGGAGAUUUCAUCCAUGGUUCUUAUUAAAUUGAAAGAAGCUGCAGAGAAAUUCCUUGGUAAAAUUAUACGUGAUGCAGUCAUCACGGUACCAGCUUAUUUUGAUGAUUCCCAACGCCAAGCAACAAAGGAUGCUGGUCAUGUUGCUGGACUUAAUGUUCUACAGAUAAUUAAUGAGCCAACCUCGGCAGCAAUCGCAUAUGGAUUAGACAUGAGAAAUAAUAUAACUCGUCAAAUAAAUGUGCUUAUCUUUGAUUUGGGUGGUGGUACCUUCGAUGUCUCUCUUGUCACCAUUGAUAAGAAUAGUACGAUAACAGUUAAGGCUGUUGCCGGUGACACUCACUUAGGUGGUCAGGACUUUGAUAGCACGAUGGUUGACUAUUUUGUGGAACAAUUCAAGAGAAAGCAUACGAUAGACAUCAGUGUGAAUAAAAAAGCACUAUCUCGGUUGAGGGUAGCUUGUGAAAAAGCAAAAAGAGUUCUCUCUUCAAUUAUUGAUACUACUAUUGAUAUCGACAGCUUGCAUGAUGGUGUUGAUUUUUCUAUGAGAAUAUCUCGUGCAAAGUUUGAAAAGCUUAAUGAAGACUUCUUUAGUAAGUGUAUAGAGAUGGUGGAAAAAUGUUUGGGUGAUGCACAAAUGAAUAAAAAAGAUAUAGAUGAGAUAGUAUUAGUUGGUGGGUCAACCAGGAUACCCAAGGUACAACAAAUGUUGAAAGACUUCUUCCAAGGAAAAGAGCUUUCUAAGAAAAUCCAUGCUGAUGAGGCAGUUGCAUAUGGUGCAACAGUUCUUGCUGGAAAAUUAACAGGAUGUACCGGUAAAAGAGUUAAGAACUUAGUGUUGAUAGAUGUUGUGCCUCUGUCACUUGGUACAGAUUUGCAUGAUGGCUCUAUGUCUGUUAUAAUUAAAAGAAAUUCCCCAAUACCAAUCAAGAAUGAAAAAACUUAUGUGACUAUUAAGGAUGACCAAAAGAUUAUCGGUUGCAAUAUCUAUCAGGGUGAGAGAAGUAGGGCGGUAGAUAAUAAUUGGUUGGGAAAAUUCGAUGUUGCAGUUCCACCUGCGCCAAAGGGCAAGUCAAAGAUAAGAGUGGCCUUUUCCAUUGAUGCUAAUGGUAUUUUAAAUUGCUCGGGAGUAGAGUUAACAACUGGCCUAAAAAGAGGGCUUAUAGUUACCAAUUACAAGGAAAGGCUUACAACGCAAGAUAUCGAAAAAAUGCUUGAUGAUGCUCAUAAGUACAAAUUACAAGACGAGGAGUACAAGAAGAAGACUUUUGUACGUAAUGCAUUGGAGGGCUACAUUGACGAUGUGAAAAGCAAAAUCAAGAAAAUAGGAAAAAAUACUAAGAUGAUUCAUAAGAAAGACAUGGAAAUAAUGGAAAUCGCCAUAGAAAAAGCAAGUAAAAUUCUUAAUGAAAGCCAACUUGAUGAUUCUGAUGAGUAUGAAAAGGCACUUAAUCAGUUGGAAAAGGUAUGUCUGCCAAUCAUCGCCAAACUUGUUUAAACAACAUUUGGUUAAUCGUGAUGAAAAAUUAGUUGGAGUGUCAGCUACUAUAAAUUAUGUGCUAUAGUUUGUAUUUUUCAAUAACUGUUUACAUUUAAGUGUUGGAUUGAUAUUACGUGCGAGUGAAGAAUCAAAUGAUUUUGAUAAUAUUUCUA
Molecule: messenger RNA, 2092 nt
Organism: Lactuca saligna
Lineage: Eukaryota; Viridiplantae; Streptophyta; Magnoliopsida; Asterales; Asteraceae
Source: the annotation of a GenBank genome assembly